Molecule: messenger RNA, 1176 nt
Organism: Miscanthus lutarioriparius
Lineage: Eukaryota; Viridiplantae; Streptophyta; Magnoliopsida; Poales; Poaceae
Source: the annotation of a GenBank genome assembly
AUGGUGAAGCGAUACCCUUUGGCCGCGAAGAUGGGAAAAAAUAUUUUUGAUUGUAAGCCUAAUUUCGCUGGUACAAAGAAUUCUAGGACUUGUGAAAAGGCUUAUAAGUUGGCUGCUAAUUUGCAAAGUGCUCAUGAUCUUUGUGAGGAAUAUAUUGUAGCUCGUGUUUGGCCUCUCAGAAAACGUUGGAGUUUUGUUCAUUUUCACAAGAAAGUUAUGAGGGGGAAAGAUUAUUUGUAUCCUGACAAAGAAGCUUUUUGUCUGAAGAUGUAUUCAAGAGAUGAAGAUUUUGUCUCUGCUGUUGAAUUGAAGGCAGUUGAAAUUCUUGGCAAGUUUUUGAAGAAGGAGAAAGAUCUGUUGGACAAGAUUUUGGGGAAAGAUUACAAGCAUCUGAAUAGGGUUUUUGAAAUUGCACAGAUCAAAUAUGGUGAGAGAUCUCCACCGGCGUAUGCUCGUGCAGCGAAGCCGAGCAUAGAAAAUGUCAUGAAGAAAAGGGCUGGAGGUCAACUUACUAAAAAGGCUAGCAAGAAAAAGAAGGUUUCUGCUUUGUUUGAUUCAGAAAGAAUUGGAGAGGAUGAAGUGGACUUGGGUCUCGAUGUUGAUAGGCAGGAAGUUCUUAGUCAGCAAGCUCAUGAUGAUGAGAAUUUGGGGGCCACUUUGCAUUCUAGUGAAAAUGUUGGUGAAGCUAGCUUAGUUUCGCCUCGAAGAAAUAUUGGUGAAGACACUUUGCCUUCUCCCCUAGUUAUUCCAGCUUCGUCUCUUGCUCUUGAUGCUGGCGCUGCUGCUGAUGUCACUGCUUCUGUUGAUGUGCAAAUGGAAGAAGCUAGGGCUCGCAAGGGUAAGGGUACCACUACUCUUACCCUUGAUUUUAAUGAGUCUGAUGAUGAUGUUUUUGAUGAAGAAGCUAGGGAUGAUCGUGCUUCUUGUCUUACUGAAUCUACCAUUAAUGUCAAUAUUGGUGAAAAAGUUUCAUGUCAACUUGAGAAGGUUGUUUCCACAGAUGCAGAAGCUAAACUUGCUGGGAAAUCUUCCCUUGAGUUGGCAGAUGCUAGUGUUACCAUGAUUUAUAAGCAACUCGAGAAAGAGAUUGUUGCUGAUGAAAAGUUGCAGAGGGAGCAGGAUAAGAGAGAUGCGGAGAAUGCUAGAGAUGAUGAUGUUGGUGAUCAUCUAGUUUAG